This is a messenger RNA of Bufo bufo (common toad), 1599 nucleotides long. Its product is annotated as zinc finger BED domain-containing protein 5-like. The transcript has a single exon. NCBI's taxonomy places the organism in Eukaryota, Metazoa, Chordata, Amphibia, Anura, Bufonidae. Gene Ontology annotation, molecular function: protein dimerization activity. Bases 1 to 1599 code for a protein of 532 amino acids. The record is from RefSeq and is a predicted model, not a curated record.
AUGUCCCAGCAGGAAAAAACAACUGAAUCAUCACUGAGGGUUGCUUGGAUUUUAGGAAGACACAAAAAACCAUUUUCAGAUGCAGAGAUUGUUAAAGAAUGUAUGAUUGAAGUUGUAGACGCCAUGUUUGAAGGUAAACAGAAAGAAGAAUUUCAAGGAAAAAUCAAACAAAUUCCCUUGUCUGAUUCCACGGCAGCACGCCGAACUGAAAUAAUUUCAGAAGAUCUGCUCUCCCAGCUUGAGGUGAAAAUGAAAAAGGCAGUUUGCAUUUCAUUAGCUGUGGAUGAAUCGUGUGAUGCCACUGAUAAUGCCCAGCUCAUGGUAUUUGUUAGAUUUUAUGACGACACACAAAAAGAUUUUUGUGAAGAUCUACUUGGCAUGACUGCCCUCCAUGCUCACACAAGAGGUGAAGAUCUUUAUGGAGCAAUUACAGAAAUGCUGAAGAAAAGGGACAUUAACUUGAAUUCAGUUAUUUCGGUUGUAACGGAUGGAGCUCCUGCUAUGGUAGGAAAAGAGAAAGGGUUGGUGUCACGCUUGAAAGUGCUCAAUCCUAGUUUAAUUUCUUACCAUUGUAUAAUACACCAGUUUAUCUUGUGUGCUAACCUUGGAGAAAAAUAUGCAAAGGUCAUGGAAAAUGUUAUGAAGCUGAUUAAUUUUCUCCAGGCCUCUUCAGCACUUCAACAUCGUCUGCUGAAAGACUUUUUAACUGAUGUCAAUGCUGCCUUCAGUGAUCUACUUGUCCACAACAAUGUAAGGUGGCUUAGUAAGGGCAGAGUUUUAGAACGCUUUUGGACUAUACGGAAAGAGCUGGAAAAGUUUUUAGCUGAACAGAAGACAGAAAAAGCAAAAGCAUUUUUGACAUUUAUGAGUAGCAAAGACAAAAUGGAAAUCGUUGCUUUCCUGGCAGAUAUUAAAAGUCAUUUAAAUGCUUUAAAUAUAAAACUACAAGGCAAAAAUCAAACUAUUUUUGACCUUGUGGAAGCAGUGAGGGCUUUUCAGAAGAAAUUAGAAGUUUUUCAGAGUGAUCUUAAAGAGAAUUUGCUUCAUUUUCCAAAGCUUGAUGAAUAUAGCCAACAAGAAAAUACCAAAGAAAGUGUAUUCUCCAACCAUGGGGACUUCAUGCAAGGCCUAAUUGACAAUUUUAAAAGUCGCUUCCAAGACUUCACAAUUGGCCAAGAAGUUUUGCUAUGUAUUAAAAAUCCAUAUCUGGUAAAAAACAUUGGGCGUUUUGCUACUGAGGCCCAUCAUGCUUUUACCUGGGCCAAUUCUGCUACCCUACAGAUGGAGCUAAUUGAUCUGCAAGAAGAUGCUGUUUUAAAAGUUCAGUUGAAUGAUUGUGACCCCGUUUUCUUCUGGACAAAACUGGUUAUUCCAGCUAAAUAUCCACUUAUACAAAAAUUAGCAAUCCAUGUCCUUACUAUGUUUGGUUCUACAUACACUUGUGAAUCUGCAUUCUCCACUAUGAAUCUGGUGAAGAACAGAUACCGCACUCAGAUCACAGAUGAGCAUUUGCACCAGUGUGUUCGAAUGGCAGUCACCCCCUUUGUACCGAAUUUCAAAGGGCUGGUGAAAGAGAAAAAAUGCCAAUUUUCACACUAA